AGCGAUACCGGGCAGACAGUGUAUCGCUCGUGACGCUCGAGGGCAGAAGUGUGUUGUGCCAGUAGUGAAGGACGAAUGUUGGUUUGGGUUUCGCUCGGGUGACCGUGCAAUUUUUUUACACUAUGGCUACGAGUGACAGCCCCCAACUAUCCCGGGUGGACGUAGUGUUUCUGGCGUACAAAGCGAGUGCCCGAAACAACAGCUCCGUCACACUGGAUAGUGUCAGCACGGUCAGCUUGUACGAGUUGGAGCGGCAUCUUCGGAUGAAGCGUGCCGAACGGGCCAGUAUGAGUGCGGAAGCGUACAAUCACUACCGCUGGUACAAUGCAACCCUGGUGACGGAACUGAGGACUUCCGGCCAGGGAAAGCCGAGACCACUGCUCCGGGUGUUCCACUGGUACAUCGAGACGUCGAAUGUGGACGCAUUUCGGAUGGAUGGUCAACAGUGCGAAGCCGUUUCUUUGGUGGUGGCCGCCGAAGUUGAGCACUGGUAUGGGGCGAGACCUGGGGGCCAAAGUUCUAGUGGAAGUCGAGCGCGUGUGUUAUCGUUCGGCGAACUAGCAGAUACGCCAAUUAGCAGGAACCACCAUCCAACGACCGCGAUAAAACGACAACCGAUGGUAUAUCGCCAUCCAAUCCCUCAUCGGAGCACGACAUCGACGUCCAGGCAAACCCUCGAAAGGAUCGGCGAGGAAGUGUGACCCCAGUGUUUGGAAAAGAACAAUGUAUUAAUUGCUAAAGAAUGUUCCUGCGUGAGUCACUAAUGUGUCUUUCUUUCUGACUAAUGAAGAGAUCGACUUCGACUCGAUCACCUUAGAUCACAACAAUAAAUUCAUUUAUUUUUCAUAUACCA
This is a messenger RNA of Anopheles coustani, 853 nucleotides long. RefSeq lists its product as uncharacterized. The coding region runs from base 123 to 701 and encodes 192 amino acids. Lineage: Eukaryota; Metazoa; Arthropoda; Insecta; Diptera; Culicidae. The record is from RefSeq and is a predicted model, not a curated record. The transcript is spliced from 2 exons.